CAAAGCAAAGCACCAGUUUUUAUAGAAAUUGAAUUAGCAGUUGCACUUUGGGUAGAACAUGAUAAAGUAUCGUAUGAGACAAUUAAAAACUGUUGGCAUAAAACAGGAAUACUUCUAGUUGAAUUAGAUUAUAAUGACCUACCUCAAAAAGAUACUUCAUUAUAUGAUGAAUAUCUGGAUGAUGAAAACAAA
Racocetra persica is the source of this 192-nucleotide messenger RNA. The record is from the annotation of a GenBank genome assembly. Lineage: Eukaryota; Fungi; Glomeromycota; Glomeromycetes; Diversisporales; Gigasporaceae.